Messenger RNA from Cyprinus carpio (common carp), 1565 nucleotides. RefSeq names its product N-acetylglucosamine kinase (gene nagk). The record is from RefSeq and is a predicted model, not a curated record. Gene Ontology annotation, molecular function: N-acetylglucosamine kinase activity. Bases 128 to 1237 code for a protein of 369 amino acids. NCBI's taxonomy places the organism in Eukaryota, Metazoa, Chordata, Actinopteri, Cypriniformes, Cyprinidae. The transcript has 9 exons.
GUGAAUCGAGAUUUUAUGUGGAUUUAGAUAGUAAAAAUGACUGUGUCAAAGUCCGAGUGUUAUUCACUGAAAGUUGACUCGAAGCAGCUGACUGAGUGGUCAUGUGACUAAAGAGGAAGCAGUCGAGAUGGGCGCAGUGUACGGAGGAGUGGAAGGCGGUGGGACACACUCUAAAGCAGUACUGGUUUCUGCUGAGGGACACAUCCUCGCUGAGACAGAUGGACCAUGUACCAAUCACUGGUUGGUUGGUGUUGAUAAUUGUAUUAAUGGUAUCAAUGACAUGGUCCAGAGGGCUAAAAUCAAGGCAGGGCUGGACCCGGACACACCAGUUUGUUCAUUGGGAAUGUCUUUGAGUGGUGGAGAGCAGAAAGCUGCUAUCCAGAAGCUGAUUGAUGACAUGAGGGAGCGAUACCCCAAGCUGAGCCAAAGUUAUUUUAUUACCACCGAUGCCAUUGGCGCUAUGGCCACUGCCAGUGACUAUGGAGGUAUAGUGGUGAUAUCAGGCACUGGUUCGAACUGUAAGCUGGUCAAUCCAGAUGGCACACAGGUUGGCUGUGGGGGCUGGGGUCACAUGAUGGGAGACGAGGGCUCAGCAUAUUGGAUUUCUCACUUGGCUAUUAAAACAGUUUUUGAUGCCAGAGAUAACCUCGUCACAUCCCCUCAUGAUAUCACCUAUGUUAAGAAGGCCAUGGAAGAAUAUUUCCAGGUGUCGGACUUGAUGGGAAUGCUUCCUCAUUUGUACAGAAACUUUCAGAAGUCACAUUUUGCAGGGUUCUGUAGGAAACUAGCUGAAGGUAUGCUGCUGGUGUGUGGUGUGAGGUUGUGUGUACAUAUGCCACACAUUAUGACUCUUUGUGAUUGUGCAUCAGGUGGCGAUGCUGGUGAUGCUUUGUGUCAGCACGUGUUCACAGAAGCUGGAAGAACGCUUGGACGCCACAUCGUAGCAGUCCUUCCUAAAGUACAUCAGGAUCUGUUUUCUGGUGAGCUUGGCUUGCCUGUUCUUUGUGUCGGUUCUGUGUGGCGCAGCUGGGAACUGAUGAAAUCUGGUUUCACUCAGGUCCUCUCAGAGGCUCAGGCUCAUGGUUACAGUCACUUCCAGAAGUACAGUCUGCUUACUCUUCGUCAGUCCUCCGCUCUGGGUGGCGCCAAAAUGGGGGCACAGAACGCAGGAGCCAGCCUCCCUCUGGACUACUCGGCUAAUGUCAACAUGUUUUUCAGCCAUACCUUCAAUCAGUGAUCCGGAAGAAACAGACCUUUGAGAUGCGGCUGAAGAACUGAAUUGGGAACAUACUGUUCUAAAACUGAUAGAGAAAUGUGUUUCCAGAUUUUCCUCUUGUUGGGGCUGUUUCUCAAACACCCAUAUCAUAUUAAACAAAACAAAACAAAAAAAUUAAGUAGAAUUGGGAAAAAAAAAGUUUUUUGUAAAUUUUGGUAAAGUUUUAAUGUCAUGUGACUUUUUUUGAUAAACAUCGCAAAACUCAUUUUAAAAUGUCAUUAAUAAUAGUUUUGAUAUAGAUACUCUUGAAAAUAAAAUUGUUUAUAAUUUUGGUGUAGCAGUGACAUUU